AUGUUCCAUGAGAUCCGUCGCCUGGGAUCCUCCUAUUGCUUUGACAGGUCCAAGGAAAAACUUACGCGUGCUACUCCCGUUAUCCCUACCAUCGCCCGCGAUCUGUCCGAACGCGACCCUCAGAUGAGAUACACGCUUUCGAACGCCAUCGCUCAAGACUCUGCUCUGAUCACUUCCGAUGACCUCCUCGAACAGUUCCGACGCUUGAUCGUCGAACCGGCAGAUCAGCUCGCGAUCUCAGGUCCAAUCGUGAUCGUCAUCGACGCUCUAGACGAAUGUGACGCGUGCGAGCGCAGCAGUCUCCUGUCAGUCUUGAAGAAUGAAGAGCAACAGAAAGCGCUUCCUCCCAAUUUCCGGAUCCUCGUUACUUGCCGGCCGGAGCACGACAUCAUGAACGGGCUCGGGAAGGCUGCCUGCGUCAACGCAAAAUCGAUGACCGAUGUAGAUGAAUCGACCAACAGGAGUGACAUAGAUGUAUAUGUUUGCGAUAGGCUGCCUCAGUCUCUCUUUGAAGCGUGGGAUCUUCCAGUGCUACGUACCAAGAUCGUCGACUCAUCCGAAGGACUCUUUCAAUGGGCUGCGACUGCUUGUCGUUUCUUAGUCGACGAUACCGUGGAGCUGCCGGUCAAGCAAAGGAUGGAUAUCUUGUCCGGUGAAGCCGCGCGGAACCUCGACGAACUGUACUCGCAAGUGCUGCAGUCGGCGUUCCGGUCCGUCUAUCCUCAGGCCAGGGAUAAUUUCCGUCGCGUGAUGAGCUUAGUGCUCGUAGCCGCGGAGCCGCUCUCCGUCAACGCGUUGCAACACAUCUUGUGCCGAAAUGACGGCUUGGACCACGAAGUGCUUGGGAGUGUGCUCAAACGCAUGGGGGCGCUUAUGUCUGGCACCGACGGCACGGAUAUCGUUGUCCGGCCUUUGCACACCUCUUUUAGGGAUUUUAUUUUAGAUCGCAAACGCAGCGGGGAGUUUUCCGUUGCUCCUGGGAUAGAACAACACGGGGAUUUUGCGCGUGGGACUUUGCAAAUGCUGAGCGAGCGGUUACGCAUCAAUAUGUGCAAGCUCGAGACAUCCUACCGUCUCAACACGGACUACCCUGACUUAGAGGAGCGUGUACGCAAGAACAUCCCGUCGAGCUUGGUUUAUUCCGCGCGCUACUGGGCCGAUCAUCUCGAGGAAAUGGCGUACAACUCUGCCCUGCUGCAAAUGGCGGAACGACUGCUGAAAGACAAGUUCCUGUUCUGGCUCGAGGUCUUGAGUCUUCUAGGAUCUGUUUCCACCUGCGCAUCGGCCCUCCUGAAGCUCAAGGAGUGGAUUCCAAAGGACACUGCGGAAGGACCGGAAACGGUCUCAAUUAUCGAGGACUUCCUGAAGUUCAUCCGUGCUUUCGGGGUAGUGAUCGGGUCUUCUGCCCCCCACAUUUAUCUCUCAGCCGUACCUUUCGCACCGGCGAGGUCACAAGUGCGCCAGCUGUACGAAUCAAAGCUCCCCAGAACAGCUACGGUUGUGUGCGGUGGAUCAUCAGAAUGGCCCACCUUGGAAUGCACCAUGGACGGCGAUGACAACGUCCUCUGUGCGGAAUUCUCCGACGAUGGAAAACACAUCUUCUUUGUCUCGCUCGGAUCAUCAUGCUGCACUAUACAUAUAGUGAUGUCUGCUCUGCCGCCUUCUCCUCAGCGCGAGACCUCAUAG
This is a messenger RNA of Punctularia strigosozonata HHB-11173 SS5, 1686 nucleotides long. RefSeq lists its product as uncharacterized. Bases 1 to 1686 code for a protein of 561 amino acids. The transcript is spliced from 3 exons. The record is from RefSeq and is a predicted model, not a curated record. Lineage: Eukaryota; Fungi; Basidiomycota; Agaricomycetes; Corticiales; Punctulariaceae.